This is a messenger RNA of Fulvia fulva, 1062 nucleotides long. RefSeq lists its product as uncharacterized. The transcript has 2 exons. Gene Ontology annotation, molecular function: nucleic acid binding. NCBI's taxonomy places the organism in Eukaryota, Fungi, Ascomycota, Dothideomycetes, Mycosphaerellales, Mycosphaerellaceae. Bases 1 to 1062 code for a protein of 353 amino acids. The record is from RefSeq and is a predicted model, not a curated record.
AUGGGUCUCGCCGGCGUGAAGAAGCGCUCCAAGCUCUCCCACGACCCGAACAACAACAACUGGUCCAAGUCAACGACCAACUUCGGCCACAAGAUCCUCUCGAAGCAAGGAUGGAAACCAGGCGACUACUUGGGCGCCGAGAAUGCGACUCAUGCCGAUCACUACACCGCUGCCAAUGCAUCUCACAUUCGAGUUAUGCUACGUGAGGACAAUCUGGGACUCGGGGCACAGGUCGGCAAAGGCAACGCCGAGACUUUCGGUCUGGCCCUCUUCUCCGGAGUUCUGGGACGACUGAACGGCAAGAGCGAUGCGGAGGUGCAGAAGAAGCAGGAUGCGUUGAGGGACGCUGAGCUGCGAGCAUAUCAGAAUACCAAGUACGGCUUCAUGAACUUUGUGCGUGGCGGACUGUUGGUGGGAGACAAGAUGGAGCCACCAAAGAGUACAAAGAUCGAGGAUAUCAAAGCCGAUGGCACCGUGUCUGAGCAAAGCUUGAAGAGGAAGGCAGGUAACGAUUCAGCCGAGGCCAAGGUGAAGAAGAGCAAAUCAGAGUCUGGCGAUGCCAUCAAGGAAGAGGAGCAAGAACGAGCAGACCUGUACGCCAUUCCAGAGAAGCAGAAGAAGCGAAAGGACAAGAAGAAGGCGGCCGAAGAAGAUGCUUCAACAUCAGAGUCGAGUGAGGAAGACAAAGCCAAGGCGGAGAAGAGGCGGAAGAAGGAGAGCAAGAAGGCCGACAGAAUAGCAAAAGCAGACACAGUCGUAACAGAAGAGGACAGAAAAGCUCGUCUCAAGGAAGAGAAGCGCGCGAUGAAGGAGGAACGCCGAAAGCGAAAGGAAGAGAAGCGGGCAAAGAGAGCCGCGAAGCAGAAUGCCGACUCUGCCCAAGCGUCCACGCAGACAUCGGCUGUCCCGAGCGAGAGCGAAGGAACGUCAACACCGCCUGUGAUCAGCGUUGGAGGUCGCCAUGCUGUUCGACAUCGCUACAUCAUGCAAAAGCGCAUGGCUUCGAUGAAUGCCAACUCGUUGAAAGAGAUCUUUAUGCUUCAGCCUCAAGCAGCAUCUUGA